CCCCGCGCCCGCAGUCGACGUCUGGCGAUCGGCGGAGCAGGUCUCUUCGGCGGCGCUCGCUCCGGCAGACAAAAGUGCGUCCUGCAGCUCGUCCUCGUCCUCGAAGAUGGCGGCGACGGCCAAGGAGGUGGUGGCGAGGCUCAAGGGCGAAGGCUGGUCUCUGAGUGAGGAAGGCGUUGAGAAUCUCCUGGAAGGAAACCACUUCAGCUUCCAGAAUGCCUCUCAAGAAAUCCUCAAUAGUGACUUGAAGGAUGUAGGUGCACCUUGUCUUCCAGAGGACUUAAAAGGCAAGAACAAGACAUUGACAGGGCCCAUGGUUCUGCAAGUGUCCAAAAUCCGCAAUGUGUCGGCCCCAAAAGCCUUUGCUGACUCCAGUGCAGCCCCGCGUCUACUGCGACUCUCCCUUACUGAUGGUACAAACACAUUUCAGGCCUUAGAGAUCCAGAACAUUAAAGUCAUCAGCCUCAAGACGGCUCCAGGGACAAAGGUUCGCAUACUGGGCAAGAUCUCCUUUGGGGCAGGAUACGCCCUGCUGACCCCAAGUAACAUAGCUGUUUUAGGAGGCAAGGUGGAGGAGCUGUACGAGAAAUGGCGACUGUCACAGAGUGUCUCCAAAUUCAGCCGCAAUGUGCGGGCUGCAGAUGGGUCGGGGCCCCCCCUUUGGGUCCCCUUCGGAAAGCGCAUCGUCAAGGACCAAGCAGAGAUGAAGCAGUUCAAGGCCCUGAAGGAUAAGGAGGGCGAGAAGGACAAGGAGGACGAUGAGUUUGAGAACCAGCGCAAGCAGACCGUCAAGGAGCUGGCCAAGGAAGGUAGUAGUAAGGUGAGGCAGAGGGAAGGACAGAGGCUGUCACACUCCAACAUUGUGCGUUCCCAGGACUCUCCGCCCUUCUCUCGUCUCCAGCACCCCUGCAACGCCAACGUUUAUCCACCACUGUACCGCAAUCCUUGCGCCCCUAACUCGUACAAUUGUCGGCUUCCCCUUCUACAUGCUUUCCCCCUCGCCCCGACACGUUUGGACCCGCCACCGGAUAGCAUGUCAGUGAGACAUGGGGGGGAGACAAAGACACAAACACCACUGGAAAACCGCUUGACCGAUUGCCCAAUUCAGGCAGCGCCACUUGCCAAUACAACGGGGAUGAAGACUUACCCAAUCGUAGACCCUGGAGUUGCUCACCUUGCAAACUUCUGUCACGCAGGACGACUCGAGGUCAAUAUCACGAAAACAGGGGACUCUCGGCAAUACAUCUCAAACAUAGUGUCAGUAGUCUACCACAACAUGUCAUUCAACAGGAUCCAGCCUAUACGACCGGCUAUUAACAAAACUGCUCUCCUUACUCAAUACUCAGAAAUAUCACCCAGCAAGUUCUUAGCAAUGGCGGCUCAUUACGACGGGCCAAAGCCCCCUCAGAGGUUCCACAUGCCCGUCCCCUGGAGACCCCCAUCUCAACAACUCAUACAAUACAAGCUACACCACUCUAAUUCUCUUCAUCUGGAUCUGACAGCUCAGACAAGUCCCAAGUGUCAGCGUGAACACACAAAGAAUACCAUUUCUCCACCAGCACCGAAUGGAGAGGGUCAUAGUGACCGGGGCAAGGAACUUCAAUACUCGAGAGCUGAUAUUAACAACCAACCUCUCCAUUGUAUCACCGUUUCACAUGAAAGUCAGCCUUGCUUGCUCUUGGAAGGUGCAGUUAAGGAACCUAAUGAAAACGAAAGCCGCACACCGGCACGAGAACACAUCCUUAAAUCCCUGACCAAACGAGAGAACGAUGGCAAAAAACAAGCUGGUAGACGACUAACUCAAGGUCCUUCCCAAAGCGUCCCCAUCUCGACAGUUUUCAUUGGCAGACAAACACGCCGGAUCUACCACCCAAAGAGAAAAAACGGAUCAGACAACACACCCCCAAACGAAUACGUGCGACAGGCGACAGUAUCACCAGCAGGCGUAGGCCCUCACCUAACAACUUCCGUUAAGAAACGCAGAGAACCUAAAUUGAUGUAUCUCUUAGUAACGAACAACGUGAAAGAACGACGUUCAGGUUCAAGUAGACAUUUGACUAGCCCACGAAUCCCAAUCUACACAUCGAAGACUACCGAUACUACACGACGCUGUCACGAGCCAGAUACCGAGGCCCGCUUGAUUGAGAACGCCCCCACUAAAGACUCACACGGUACCCGAACGGGCAACUCAUCGCGGGAUUACGUCCUAUUCUACCGUCGUGUUCUGAACGUACAUCUAGCCCGGGUUAAGAAUGCAUAUUACUGGACAGAAACAGAUGAGUCCACACUAAACGCUUGGCCAAGAGGACGAUAUACCAUCUUCAGGCGCAAUGUACCGAUAAAACAGCCCAAUCCGUAUGCAAGAGUGAAGGUCGAGCAAUGGCUUGGGGCAACAAAAAAGGUAGAGCGGUCGCUAGGGAUCGAGGCAACCCGACGCUACAAAGUAACGAAGAACUGUGUCUCAGAGAACACCAAAAGACCUAGCGUACUCCACGCUGCCGGGUUGGCUACUAUAAAGUUACGCCACCUAGACUCAAGAACGCAAACCGCCAGGGGUCUCACGAUAUCUCGCCGCCGAACCACCUCUCAUUUUUACCGCCUAGGGCGGCAAGUCACCCCUACCCCCUAUACAGGUACCGGGCGAUCACUUUGGGACCGCCGUGAAAUGCGAGCGCUUGAUCGUGCGAUGGGCAGCACGAAGCACAAAAUCGCCCGUCCAGGUGCUGCAGUGGCAAACAUUGUGGUUCUGGCUCUCGAAAUGUGGUCAAACGGCUGGGAACUCAUGGGGUCCAUGAGUGGACAGCCUCCCCCUUCAGAGCAGAAGCGGCACCCCUCUCCAGACGAAGAGGACGACCGACGGGGCAGGGGAGGAGGCCGGGGGCGAGGGAAGGUCCGCGGCAGGGGCAGGGGCCGGGGAGGAGGGGGCCCAGACGAGAGCGACGACGACAUGCCCCUGCCGAACAUGCCCCGUCCCUCAGGACCCGCCUCGCUCUUUGACUUCUUUGAUGUCAAAAUGCAUGAGAAGAAAGAAACUGUGAACUUUGUAGAACCAGUGGCUGAUGUUAGAGGUGCAGCCUACCAGACUGGUCGUGGUGGUCGAGGCGGAGGAAGAGAAGGAAGGGGAGGGAGAGGUGGCAGAGGAAGAAUGUUGUCACGUGGAGGAGCUGUCAAUGGAAGGUCAACGCCCCCAGACUUGGCGUCAGAGAACUGGCCUGCUCCUGGGGAGGAGAAGACCACCCCUACCAGCAACAGGAGCUACUUCGAGAGCAAGGAGCUGAUGGAGGAGAAGGAGCAGGAGGAUAACCUGGCUCUCCGACACCAGCAGCUGCAGGCGAACGCUUUUGGGCGAGAGACUGCACCCAUAGCCUAUCGGAAUGACCACGGAGGGCAGUAUGGGGGGUACAGAGACUCCGGCAGAAGGGACCAUGGGGGAGGGGGGAGGGGCUCUUACGGCUCCCAGGACUCGAGAAGAACAGAACGUGGUGGCAGAGGUGGAGGAGGAGGAGGAGGGAGGGGCAAUAGCAGUGGUUACCGAGGCAGGGGUGGAGGCGUUGGUGGAAGUGGAGGCGGAGGAGGAGGUGGAUACAGAGAUUCAAGUGGUAACCCCAGAGGUGGAAGAGGGAACAGCAGUGGUGGCUAUAGAGGUGAUACUAACAGUUACCGGGAGGAUGGAGGUAAUUCAAACUUUUAUAGGAGUGAUGGGGGAGGCGGUGGCACCAACUAUAGACAGUACAAUGGAGCCAACAGUGGUUAUCGGGGCGGCAAUAGCUCUUACGGCAACUAUGGUGACGGUGCUAAUUAUGGAGGUGCUUUUAGGUCUGACAGUGGCAGCAGCUACAGAGAUAGUGGUGGCGUCUCCCGCAAUGACAGUUCCUACAGUACAGGCUACAAGGACGUACAGGGAAGUCGAAGCAGCUCCAACCAGUACAAUGCCCGGUACGAUUCCUAUGGCAGCAGGCAAGUGGGCCAGAACAGCUAUGAACCGAAUCCAGGAGGCCGAAAUGGCAUGGGAGGUGGUAGAGGAGGCAGCUACACCUCCGGCAGAGAAGGAGGCAGUGGGGGUGGCAGUAUGCAAGCAUCAAACAGCAGGUCGUCAAAGGAAAUGAGGCUCAUUCAGGACUUCCAGAGGAGCAUGACCCUAGCAGGAUGUUACCCACAAGAGAUGAUGAAUUAUGGCAGAUAUGAAGACGGACCAGAAUACACAGAUUUUUCAGGUACCUUGGAGUUUCACCGUGGCGGUGGCAGUGGGCGAGGCAGUCAGAGGAGAGGCGGAAGGGGAGGCUAUUACUAGCAAGGUCUUAACUUGGAGAAAGCAAAGAAAGGACUUUGUACAUCACAAGGAAGAAAUGAUGGUUAUGACAGCAGUAAAGUUUAUAAAGGAUCAUUGUAUAUUAUAAGAUACAGCUACAAUUUUCUUUGUGUUUACAUUGCUUUUAAGGAUGGACAUUGGUUGAAAAAAACCGGCAGUAGUCUGUCAAGAGAGAACUUGCUUGAGAGAUCAUGAUUAUAACCCCAGUGAAUAGCUGCCUGUUUGGGGACCCCUUUUAUUUAUUGUUUGAUAUUAAUGUUAUAAUUUUGUUUAUUCAUUUUGAAGGAAUUUACACAAUGCAUUUCACUUUUAAGAUGUAUUUUCUGCAGUACAGAACUAAAUUUAAAUGUUCCCUUAUUUGUGAAAUGUGUUCAGAAUAUGGACAAUACAAGAAGUUAAUCUUCAUGUGUUCAUUAGGGUUAUUAAUGUCUUUGGUAUUAUCCCUAUUAUUAUUGUUAUUAUUAAGUACAUUUAUUUUUCUUGUAUUUAUUCCCAAUCUCUUUUGCCAUUAACAAUGUGUUCAUUGUAAUAUGUCAGUUGCUUGAUAGUCAAUAAUCCUGCCAAAAUACCUUUACACAACUUAUCACUCAUGAGAAUGUUACAUUUUAUCACCAAAUGUUUCUGCUAAGGAAGGGAGAGGGAGAAAAACGUUGCGUUUGGACAUUCAUACAAAGGAAUUUGAUGUUUCUUGGUAAGGUGAUGGUUUACCAAGUUUGUUUGUAUCUUUGAUAUGUGCUGUGACAGUGCGUGAUACAAGUUUGAGAAAAUUUAUAGAAUAAGAAGAAAAAGCAAUAAAAUGAUAAUUAAAUGGAAAAGGAAGAGGAAAUAGAAAAAAAUACAAUCUAGAUAUUUUCUAAGUUUGUAAUGUUUACAAAAUUUACAGCAUUGUCUUUGGUAAUUUAUUGUUUAAGAAGGCAUUUGAUGUCAUUGAAUGAAUAAGGAAUUUUGUAGUCAGCAACAGCACACAGACACUGAGCAAUAUUUGUAUAGAUAGAUUGAAUAUUUGUAUCAUAAUUAUCAUAUGCUACUGUUGAAAUUAUGCAACAAAGGUUAAAGUUGAAAUAUUGCUUUUGUUAUGGUUAGAAAAAAGUCAUGCUAGUCAGAAAUCUUACUAUUUUGAGUUAAAAGUAGUGACAGUUAACUUCCAUUUUUGUUUCUCAUAUUCUUGACAUAAUGAAGUUUGAUAAACUUUUUAGGAAAAAUAUAAGGAAAAAAAUAUAACAUUUGUCUGAUAAACAUGGUGGCAUAUGAACUGUUCAACCUGCCUAUGUUGGUAAACUUCUUCUGGGCCUUUUCCCUUGUAACAGUCAUGAUAAAAAUCAAGAAAAAAAAGCUCUUUCUGCCAGUUUUGUACAACUUUCUUACAAGCCAUGCUUAUUGCCUAUAUCCAUAUUUAUUAUUUUUGUAAUGGCUGUAACGUUGUUUCUUGUACUGCAUCAGUUAUACAUAGUAAAGCCUCAAAACCAC
This is a messenger RNA of Penaeus chinensis, 5776 nucleotides long. RefSeq lists its product as uncharacterized. NCBI's taxonomy places the organism in Eukaryota, Metazoa, Arthropoda, Malacostraca, Decapoda, Penaeidae. The record is from RefSeq and is a predicted model, not a curated record. Gene Ontology annotation, cellular component: nucleus. The coding region runs from base 107 to 4291 and encodes 1394 amino acids. The transcript is spliced from 23 exons.